Messenger RNA from Theileria parva strain Muguga, 1332 nucleotides. RefSeq lists its product as uncharacterized. NCBI's taxonomy places the organism in Eukaryota, Apicomplexa, Aconoidasida, Piroplasmida, Theileriidae. Bases 1 to 1332 code for a protein of 443 amino acids. The transcript is spliced from 8 exons. The record is from RefSeq and is a predicted model, not a curated record.
AUGUUUUCUUUCCGGAUUCCAUCAAUUUUCCUCAUUUAUCGCAGAAAUAUCGGUUGUAUAGUACGGCAAGGUAGUGUGAAUGCUGACAAAAAACUUGAAACUCCAGCAGAUAUCGCUAAAUUUAUAGAGAAAUGUUCAAGGUUACACUCUGAAAAUAAGAGUUUGGAUUACGAAAGAUGUAAAAAAUCGGUUGAUUCCUUUCUUAGGGGGAUAAAUCAGUUCACGGUUGCGGAAGUGAGAACAAUAGCCUAUAACAUAACUGGGAUGUUUCCUGACCAGAAGAACCCUGAUUGGUCCAGUACAAUUUCGAAUUUUACAUUAAAAAGAUCGUAUAUGAUGCCAGUUUACUUUUUAUAUCCAUUAAUUAACAGCGUAUGCAAGAUGGGAAUGAAGGAAACGAGUUUUUAUAAUAAAGUUUUACCAAUUGCUCUUGAAAGAAUAGAUGAAGCUAAUAGUAUAGACUUGGCAACAAUCUCUCAAACUAUGGUUUUGCUCAAGAACCGAAAGAUUCCUGUGGAUUCUAACCUGGUUAAGAGCAUCAUGAACAAUGUAUCUAAAAUGUGCUUAACUGAUAGAAUUAUAACAGAAAUUUCUGCCACAAAUUCUGUUUUAAUUCUAUAUUCAUUUGCCAAAUUGAACAUUUUCGAUGAGGUGCUGUUUCCAAAGUUAUUGGGACUUGUUAAGCAUAUAAAUAAGGAGAAUUUCGAGCCUCACCUGAUACCACUGGUGUUGUACGUUUUAUCGAUAUUUAACGUGAGGGACCACUCUGCUUUCUCAUUAAUUUUUGACUACAUUUCUGAGUUCUCACACCUGAUGAAGUAUGAAAACCUAGCCAAUUGCCUGAACUCAAUGGCGAGACUAAACAUUAGAAGCCACUCAGUUAUAAGAGAACUUGUUGAGAAUUUAAGGAAACAUUUACCCUCAAUAAGGGUACGCGAGCUUGCAAAUGUUAUGUGGAGUCUAUCAAAGCUAAAAUAUAACGAUUCUGACUUCAUGAAUGAGUGCUUCAACAGGGUCCAGGAGUACGAUUACAUUGAUCCCAUGUCCCACGCUCAAAUAUUUGAAGCCAUAAAGAGAACUAAUUUUAACAAAGAAGAUACUGUGGAUCAUCUUUUGAGGAAAUAUAUCCCUAUCAUGAAGGAAUCACCAACUCAAGUCAUCACUCAAGUUGCCUGGUGCUGUUUUGUCCAAAAUAUAGAUAAAUAUAAUCUGAUCAAGGACUCCUUGGAAGAACUGUCAAAACGUGAACUGAACAAGGUUGAGCUUAAGUAUGUAAAUUUAUUGUCAAAAUCACUAACGGACUGUGGUGGAGAACAAAGUAGUGUACAGUAA